AUUCACUAAUCCUUUCAUUUUGAAAGCAGGUCGCACUGGUUGUACAACUUCUACGCAAAUAUUCGUUAAUUCCUGCUAUAAUUUCUCCUAUCGCUGUUAUCUUUGUUAAAUUUAAUCAUACGUGACUAAGGAAGAUAUCAGUUGUUCAAUUCACAGAGAGUUCAAUUAGUUUUAUUGUGACUUCGAAUCUCCGUCUUCGCUGUCGUCUACAAUCAAGAGGUAAUUAUCAAAUUUCCAAAAUGGGUAAAAAAGUGUACGUUGUUGGUGUUGGAAUGACGAAAUUUGUGAAGCCCGGCUCGGGAAAAGAUUACCCGGAUUUCGGCAAAGAGGCCGUGUUAGAUGCACUGAAAGAUGCGGGAAUCAAAUACGACGACGUACAGCAAGCAGUUUGCGCCUAUGUAUUCGGUGACUCUACUUGCGGUCAGCGAGUGCUAUAUCAGAUCGGUAUGACGGGGAUACCGAUAUACAACGUUAAUAAUAACUGUUCGACUGGCUCCAACGCAUUGUUCCUUGCCAAACAACUUAUUGAAGGUGGUAUAUCUGAUGUCAUUCUCGCGGUAGGCUUUGAGAAGAUGGCUCCUGGUGCGCUAGGCGCCGGUGCCUUCACAGACAGAACCAACCCUAUGGACAGGCACAUCCUAAAGAUGGCCGACAUGACCGACAUCGCGCCAGCACCCAUGACCCCACAGUUCUUUGGUAAUGCCGGAAUUGAGCACAUGAAGAAGUAUGGUACUACUGAGUUACACUUCGCCAAAGUAGCAGCCAAAAAUCACCGUCACGGUGCCAAGAACCCCCGAGCACAAAACAACAGAGAGUACACAGUCGAGGAGGUGUUGAAUUCGAGAAAGAUUUACGGUCCUCUUACAAAACUACAGUGCUGUCCGACUAGUGACGGUGCUGGUGCUGCAGUCCUGAUGUCAGAGGAGGCAGUCAAACGUUACGGUCUCCAGAAUAAGGCUGUAGAGAUCAUUGGUAUGGAAAUGGCAACAGACACUCCUGCUGUUUUCAAUGAAAACAGCUUGAUGAAGAUCGCCGGCACGGACAUGACCGCAUUGGCCGCCAAGCGUUUGUAUGAGAAAACUGGUGUGUCACCAAUGCAAGUCAAUGUGGUUGAACUUCAUGAUUGCUUUUCGGCUAACGAGUUGAUCACAUACGAAGGUUUACAGUUGUGCGGAGAGGGUGAAGCAGGGAAGUUCAUUGACGCCGGAGACAACACGUACGGUGGGCGCGUAGUAGUGAACCCUAGCGGUGGGUUGAUAGCUAAAGGGCACCCGCUGGGCGCUACGGGCUUAGCCCAGUGCGCAGAACUCAUAUGGCAGCUCCGCGGUGAGGCUGGAGACAGACAGGUGCCGCGCGCCAGAAUAGCCCUGCAGCACAACUUAGGCCUGGGAGGUGCAGUCGUCGUCACUAUGUAUCGCAAAGGCUUCGAAGGUGCAUCCGCCAACCAGGUGGCCGCCUCGGCUAACCCUGAGGACUUCAAGGUCUACAAGUACCUGAAGAUCCUCGAAGAAGCCAUGCAGACCGACGAAGACAAGCUCAUCGAGAAAGUCCGCGGCAUAUACGGCUUCAAAGUCAGGAAUGGACCCAACGGCAGCGAAGCCUACUGGGUGAUCAAUGCCAAAGAGGGCAAAGGAAAAGUCACGUACGACGGCAAAGAGAAACCAGACGUAACCUUCACGAUCAACGACGAGGAUGUCGCUGAUCUUAUUUCUGGAAAACUGAACCCACAGAAGGCCUUCUUCCAAGGAAAGAUUAAGAUCCAGGGCAACAUGGGUCUUGCGAUGAAACUGACAGACUUACAACGCCAAGCGUCUGGAAGAAUUGAAGCCAUUCGCUCUAAGCUGUAAUCGGGAGAAAAUCGGCAGAACGCCGAAUUAUUUGGUUAUGGAACUGAGGUGCGUGGGCAUUUUAUAGAUAUUAUUAUUAACGCAAAACUCUCUAUUGAUGUGAUCGUUACAAUUUUUUACCUGAGCAGGCCACAAUUGUAGUUUAGGGUGCAAUAAUGUUGUUAUUGU
Ostrinia furnacalis (Asian corn borer) is the source of this 2015-nucleotide messenger RNA. RefSeq names its product Sterol carrier protein X-related thiolase (gene ScpX). The transcript has 2 exons. The coding region runs from base 240 to 1847 and encodes 535 amino acids. Gene Ontology annotation, molecular function: acyltransferase activity, transferring groups other than amino-acyl groups. The record is from RefSeq and is a predicted model, not a curated record. Lineage: Eukaryota; Metazoa; Arthropoda; Insecta; Lepidoptera; Crambidae.